Molecule: messenger RNA, 8285 nt
Organism: Tachysurus fulvidraco (yellow catfish)
Lineage: Eukaryota; Metazoa; Chordata; Actinopteri; Siluriformes; Bagridae
Gene: igdcc4
Product: immunoglobulin superfamily, DCC subclass, member 4
Exons: 16
Coding region: 119-3040 (973 amino acids)
Biological process (GO): cell-cell adhesion
Molecular function (GO): protein binding
Source: RefSeq, a predicted model, not a curated record
CUCUUUUUUAUUUCUCUGUAACAGGUUUGUAACACUUCCAAACGGCAUCCUGCAGGUUUUGGACGUCACCGUAGAUGACAGAGGUCUGUACCGCUGCGUGGCAACUAACUCUGCUGACAUGCUCUACAGCCAAGAUGCUUCUCUAACUGUUACAUCAGGUCCUUCAGAGGACAGUGAAGUGAUGAUUGUAGCUCCCCCACGUGACUUGACGGUGGUUUUGGGACGACCUGCGGUGCUGGAGUGUAUGGCUUAUGGACAGCCAAAACCUUUUGUGUCCUGGAGUAGACAAGAUACAAAGCCCAUUGCUGCAGAUGUGCUUGUCCUCGCCACCAACCUCGUAAUACCUCGCACCCUCAGCCACCACGCUGGAGUGUACGUGUGUCGCGCCAACAAGCCCAAAACGCGAGAGUUCGUCUCGUCCUCCGCUGAGAUCCACGUGCUGGCCCCUCCGGUGAUUGUGAAACCUCCUGAGUCGGUGUCGCUGUCUCGGGGGAACACGGCGAGGUUUGUGUGUAACAGUUCUGGUUCUCCAGCUGCGUCUCUGCUGUGGCUGAAGGACGGUGACCGUCUGCAGUGGACGGCGCGGGUGAAGACUCAGAGCCCCGGGGUUCUCCUUAUCAACCAGCUGCGGCCAGACGACGCCGGAUAUUACCAGUGCCUCGCCUCUAACGUCCUGGGUACCGCCUGUGCCACCGCCAAACUGUCUGUCAUUGUAAGGGCGGGGCUUCCCAGUCCUCCGCUUCACCUCCAGGCCACGCCUCAAUCCAGCACCUCUGUCCUACUCACAUGGGAUCCUCCAGAGCACAACCGUGAGCAGGUGAUCGGCUUCUCCAUCCACUACCAGCAGGCCACAGCAGGGUUUGAUAACAUGGAGUAUCAGUUUGCGGUGAACAACGACACGACGGAGUUCCACGUGAAGGAGCUGCAGCCUCACACGGCCUACACCUUUUACAUGGUGGCUUAUUCGCCCGAGGGAGCCAGCCGUCCAUCUCAGUCCAUCACCAUGGAGACGGUGGAGGACGAAGAGGUGUUUUCAGUGGAGUUGGAUGGUAAUGAGACUCAUGUGAGAGAUCAGAAGCCCAAUCACACAAACCAGAUACAGACGGCUGCGGGAGCACGUGCGGGUUUUGGUGAACCUUCAGAGUGGAACUUUCCCCAAACGCCCAACCUUACUCAGGUGCUCUUUCCUCCAGCUGAGCUCAGAGUGACGACUAAGAUACAUUCCCUCCAUGUCACGUGGCAGCCGCCACCCAAUCACACGCAGAUCACUGGCUACAAGCUGGCUUAUAGGGAACUGGAUGGCAAGGAGGCGACCAAUCAAGAGAGUCCUCAGGCUGAUGCUUCUCACAUCAGGCUACGCAAGCGAGUAAAGCAUUACGAAAUCACGGGCCUCGCUCCUGAUCGCCUGUAUGAAGUGAAAGUGUGGGCAUGUAAUAAGCAGGCUGCAGGCUAUCCUGCCAUAUGGAAGGGUCGGACCGAGAAAUUCACUGACCGAGUUCGACCCCUGGAACACCCACCCCCACUGCCCCCCAGCAUUGUUAAAGCUCAGGCUAACAGCUCUACCUCCAUCUGGCUGCAGUGGGAGAAACCGGCAUUCAGUAACGUACGCAUCAUUAACUACACGAUACGCUGCAGUCCUGCUGGCAACCGCAACGCCUCACUCGUCUCCUACUACACCAGCACGUCUCAGGAGAUCCUGUUAGGUGCGCUGAAACCCUUCACUCGCUACGAGCUGGCCAUCCAGUCCAACGGCAUCAGCGCCGGCGGGCCCUUCAGCAGCACUGUGGAGGAGUCCACACUCGCUGACCGACCCUCAUCUCCACCUACAGACCUACAGCUGAGUGCCAUUGACUCCUUUUCUGUGUUGGUGAGCUGGCGCCCCCCUCUGGAGCCCAAUGGCAUUAUUGUUAGCUACAGUCUGCUCUACAACGCCAACCUGAGUCAACCGGACGACCUGUGGACCAACCUGAGCCAUGACGGAUCUUUCACCAGCACAGAGGUUCUGGGUCUUAUGAGCGGGACACGGUACUACUUUAAGAUAGGGGCGUGUACGGAGGUCGGCGUGGGGCCGUUCUCUCUAGUGAAGGAUGUACACACUCCUCCUCAGAAAUACGAGUUGGACAUUCAUGCUGUCACCGGGAUCAUCGUCGGCGUGUGCCUUGGGCUUCUCUGCGUCCUCGUCUGCAUGUGUGUUAGCUUCCGCAACGGAAAAAGCCGUGACGCCCCAGGAGGGUUGGAGCCCAGUCUGUUGCACCCGCAGUGCCGCAGGAGCGCCCAUCCUGCACCCGCUGUCAUACCGAACUGCACAGAUUGCCAUGAACUGGAGACUCUAAUGCCACCCGGAGUCCAGGAUCCUGUUCUGCCCCUGACUCAACCUAUGGAGCAGCAAAGUCUCAUGGGUAGUGUCGGGGGAGCUUAUGACGCACUGACAGAUCUGAAGCCAAGCUGGAACGGUUCGGUGAGCCGGGAGUGGGCCAGUCGGAUCAGCAGCUACAGAGAGACGGUAACCGAAAACUCGCCGUGUCUCGUUAGCGAAGCUCAGGAUGCAAAGGAGAGAAAGAACAAUCUUGAGGAUCAUCCGCAGUCUCUCGGGUCAAACCAGGUAGAGGCUGAGGUGAUCGUACACUCAGAGCGGUCCGAUACAGCGGAGGAGGCUCAGGAGAUCCGGAGUGACGUCGAUCACUCUCUGGGGUCUCCUGUUUCGCACGUUUCUUACAGAGAGGACGCUUCACCUCUGUCAUUAUCCUCAAUCAAUACUGACACUGAAAACCAUCCCUCAUCUCCGUGCAACCUCAACCACUUACCGGCUAAUCACAACGGUCCGCUGGAAAACGGGCUUUCCCAGCUGACUCUGGGAGGUGCUACAGAAGACAGGGUAUCUCCCAAGCACCUCCAAACUGCCCUAGAGAACGGAGAUCACAGACUCCACCCUUCAAAGCAGCCUCUGUCUCAGAUAGGACUGUCGACUUCCUCUCCAGCCUUCGCUAGGUCCGGCCUGGUCCGCUCUACCUCAGGUGCGCACAGCUACCUGUGCUCCUAAGCAUUAAACCAAGAGGAGGAAAUGAACCAUGAUGCCAAUAUUCCACUAUCGCAACGUAUUGUUUUAUAAAGUGUGUACAUACAGAAUAUUUUUUUAGCUCUAGAUACCAUGGGUAUGAUUUUUUUUUUAUUUUAUUUUCCUGUUUUUUUUUUUGUUUUUUUUUAAUUGUGUGCAUGUAUUGUAUAUUCAUUUAGUAUAUAUGGAUACAUGCACGUGAUAUAAAUAGUAGAUCUAAAUAUUGUAUAUUUGGACUUUUCUUACUCUGGAGAUGGAAUCAGAUGUGAGUGUGAAGAUCAGAGCAGAACACAGGCGUAGUCCACAGUAACAAGGAGACACUUUAUUUAAAUCGCUUUGUUUACUUGUUGUUGUUUUUUGGUGCAAAAUUAUUUUUCCUAAUUUUUUUUUUAAAAACACUGACAUGUGACUGCCACGUCAUCGCCACGGUUCCAAGACGACAGAACUUCUACUGAUGCCUUUUUUUUUCUGCAUAAUUUAAUUGGUGUCACUGUGAUGGGCAAGAAAGUGUUUUAAUGUUCAUAUUGUCAAAAAAAAACCCCAGAAAAACACCAUGGUGGACGUUGCGUAUAUUUUGUGGGCGAGACACCCAGCUCAACGUUUUCUGUCGUUUUCAUGUUCUGUUGCCAAAACGGUAAAUUGGAACAUUCUUUAUUAUUAAAUGUCCAGUUGUGUUAGUGUGGACUAGGCCGUAGUCAGAUGACCUGAAUAGACCAAUCAGAGAUUAGGAUCUACAAAGCAGCCGUAGAUUUACGUCAAGGAGCUCCACAGCUUUUCCACGCAUUACAGAUCACUCAGGGUUAACACUCACACACACACACACACACACACACACACACACACACACACAUUCCUGGAAGCUACACCUUUAUUGGCUUUCUUUUCAGCUUGAUGAUACCUUAUCUAUCUGCUUCAUUCAUUGUUCUCUCUCUCUCUCUCUCUCUCUCUCUCUCUCUCAUUCACUCACUCACUCACUCACUCACACACACACACACACACACACACACACACACACACACACACACACACACACACACACACAGUCCUGGAAGCUACACCUUUAUUGGCUUUCUUUUCAGCUUGAUGAUACCUUAUCUAUCUGCUUUAUUCAUUGCUCUCUCUCUCUCUCUCUCUCUCUCUCUCUCUCUCUCUCUCUCUCUCUCUCUCUCACACACACACACACACACACACACACACACACACACACACACACACACAGACAAUUCCGCAGUUUCUGUUUGCACCUCACAUGAAAACAGGAAAAUGCAUUAGAACCUGGUUGGAGUUAGCAAUAUACAUGCUAAUUGUUGUUAGCUAGCAUAAAUGACAAAACCUCAAAAAUUCUUCAUCUACUACUAGUUAUAAGUUCGAUAUAUAAUAGUUAGCUUAAUCUUAGCUAGCUUUCUAGCAACUGUCCUAUUUCUUUUAGACAUAAAAUAUAGUAUUAGCUAGCUUUGGAUUUAAUUUAACAAUAUAAUAGUUAGCUUAAUCUUAGCUAGCUUGCCAGUGAAGUUUUAACUGGCAAAAAAAAUGUAGUUUAAUUAAUGUUGACUUUCUUGUUAGAUAUUUUAGUUUAUAAUAAUAGUUACUGUAAUAUUACCGUAGUUUGCAAAUGUUGCUGCUGGUUUUUAGUUCCAGUCUUUUGGGUUGGCUAGCGUUAGUUAGCUUGCUAGCGAACGUGGCCAUCGGCGAUCUUUAGUUUCACGGUAUAGUAGUUAGCAUAUUGUUAGCUAGCUUACUAGCGAAUUUGUACUGUUCACAGGAAAGUAGUUUACUUUAUGAUUAAUAUCCAGCUUGCUAUGUAAGCUAAGUAGGAGGUUUUUAUUGUGUAAAUAACACCGGUCUUUAAGUUAAGUCCUACAUUCAGGCAAAAAAAAGGGAAAAUGAAGGAUUUGGAUUUGGUAAUGUUCUUGUGAUUCAUUUUUUUCUGUGUUUAUGAAAACAGUUAGCGGCUAAUCCUAAUUUCAGACGGGUGCAAACAGAUGGUCGGAAACACUACAUUAUGUAAAUAAUAAUGACGAGGAACGGCUGAGAAAAGUUGAAGGACAUGUCUAAUGUUCAUGUAGUCGAGAGUAAUUUGAGUUUAAUGGGAGUUUGAGGUGCUUCACACAGCUCCUUCUCCCAGCCACUACCUCAUUUGUUUAAAAUGGAUCCUAUAUAUAUAUUUUUUUUGUGAUUUAAUUUUCAGGAAUAAUUUAUAAUUCUGAGGUAAAUUUUGUGUCUGUGGGUUUAUAAAGAUUGUUAAUCAUAACGUUUAGCACUUGUAGAAGUCUCUUUCUCUAGCUCUUUUGUCUUCUGUCCAUCCCGUCAUGGCCUGCGGUGAUGGUUAGUGUUCCAUCUGACGCAUUCAUUAAGACAACCUUCGCUAUAACAAACGGCGCGUCUGUAAGACAUUAGCGCGCAGAGGACUUUCUGGUUGGCGGGAGACGCGUCCAUGUCUCACCUCACCGCACGCAUCUUACGCAUUUCUCAGGGAGCUCUGACUGACACACACACACACACACACACACACACACACACACACACACACACACACACACACACAGUGCAGGGAAUCCAAGCAGAUAAAAGAAGAAAGCAAACACGUCUGUUAAACACUGUUCCUGUGUUCCUUCAACCAUAAUUAGCUUUUUAGUCUUGUUCUUUAUCUUGUUCUUCCUCAACAGUGAUGCAUUCUCUCUCUCUCUCUCUCUCUCUCUCUCUCUCUCUCUCUCUCUCUCUCUCUCGCUCCCACACUCUGUACUGCUGCUAAGAGCAGAAACGUUUUUUUUCCUUUAUAUGCGUUCGAAACGAUUAUUUAAGCGUCUUGUAUUUUAUUUUUUUCUCCUUUUGAUAAAAGACGGAAGACUUCUAUUUCUGACGUUAAUUAUUUUAUUAGAAAUUAUUUUACUGAAAUGAUGAUUCUCGUGUCAUCCAUCAGUCUGAGGAGUUUGACUGUCUGUGUACGUCGGUGACCAGUUCUGCAUUUUCUUUUGCUUUUUUAACACUACGUAUUAUACUUAGAUUAAUAUUAGAAAUCUUACAACUAAAAUGAAGUCAUUUUGUAUCUCUCUCUCUCUCUCUCUCUCUCUCUCUCUCUCUCUCUCUCUCUCUCUAUAUAUAUUAUAUAUAUAUAUAUAUAUAUAUAUAUAGAUAUAUAUAUAUAUAUAUAUAUAUAUCAGCUAAAAGCUCAAUAUUACAUCAGGGUGCCAUUUGAUUAUCCACCAACCUGAGAGUUUUUAAUAUUCUAGCCCUUAUUAGGCAUAGCUGAGUGCAAAAGUUUGUGCACCCAUAGUUUUGGGGUGACAACAAACAUCGAAACGUACAAAUAAACUACUGAAGUUUAGUGUUCUUUAAAUGUUGUUUCCCUCUGAAAUUUCUUUUAAAUGCUCAAGACUUUACAGUACAUCCAUAUUCAUUUAUUUAUAUAUUUACUUUAGAAGUAAAGCAGUUUUCACUCACUAAAUUCCCAGCUUAUUAUUUGUAGUUAUCCUCUAUUAUUUAUCACGACGGCGGAAGUUCAAAGCUGCGUUCCAUAGACCUGCUGCACGCUACGCACUUACACUAUGCACUAACGGACGAAUGUUAGACGGGUCGUCUAAUUUUUUACUAAUCGGAUGUUAUUUUAGAAGAAUUUUGGAUUAUGGUGUCAUUUAGAAUAUGGUUAUUUUUUUUUUUUUACAUUUUGUUGGGAAGAAAACCAUGGGCUCAAUUAGAGACGUAUUCAGACCACCAGAGUGUCAUCAGGUAUCUUGAGAAUGUUUUCUUAUUUAUAGACAGCACCUUGUAGCUCCUUUUCCUGUCCCCUUCAUGCAAAGCUGGAAGUGUUGAAAAUUCCAAUUGUUUUUUUUGUUUUUUCGGUAGAAAAAGAGAAAAUCCUUCAGGUUCUUGAGCUGCACAUCGUCUUUUCUUCUCGCUCAGUGUGAACACACAACUCACACACAUUAUGCUUUACAAUGGAGUCAAAUAGAGUAGAAGAUCGCAAUGUAUUCCACACUUUACACUUGGUGCUCUUUAAUUCUGGUCAGAAGAUGUUCAGUAUUUGAGGUGAUUUGAGCAGCAUUUGUGCAGCUUCAAAUAACAGGUUUAUAAUAAUUCGCUUGUUCUAAUAUGUUACCAUUUCCAUAGCAACAGCUCGUUCGCGGAGAUCUGUACGGCGGACUCUAAACGUGAUCUCGGACUACGGAAUAACAUUUGUUGAUAUUCAACAAAGAAGUGCAUGUAAUCCUUAACAUGUUUGUUUUAUUGAACAUUAAUGGAAGGAGUCUCCAGUGUUAGCACUUUGUAACAGUUUGUUUUCAUGAUGUUAGAUAUAAUAAAUAAUAAAUGGCUAAAAGUUCAACACAACAUUCUUUAAUAAAGUAGAACAUUUUAACAGGUCCCAAGAAAACGUACCUGCUAUUAUUGGAAAUACAAAUAUUCCCUCGUCACUCAUUCUCUCGUUUUAUUCCUCGAUUAAUAUCCGUGAAGACUUUUAAAUGGAUGCUGAACCCGAUGCUUUAUUCAUGUUAAUCGAUAAUUGUUAAAAUAAUGUCAGUUAAGAGAAAUUUAUUGUAGUAGAACAGACCGAAAUAAACACGAAAUCCAGAAAUGAAAAUAAAUAACAGGAAACUAUUAAACUUACUGUCAGUAAGUCUGUGUUUGUAUUAUAUUUAGAAAUACAAUCUUGAGAUACGGUGCAUUAUAUAAAUUCACUUUAAUAUAGUGAAACACUUCCUAUUUUUUUCUUUUUAUUAAAUGAAAUGAAAGAAACUUCAAUGUGGUAAGGGUGCACAAACUUUUGCACUCAGCUCUACAGGUAAAAAACAAAAAAACAAAACUUGCAAAUCUUGUGUUCCUGUGAAGUGUCGUUCCGUAGCUGUCGUGUGAAGCGUGAACAACGAGUUGACAUCCAACACGCCAAAUUCAUCACCUCAACAUUUUUAUGGAAGUCCAGUCACGAUCUCUCAGACCUUCUCAGAAGGAUUAGUUUGGUGCUACAUCUUAGAACAGGUGCUCAAUAUGGUGUUUUAAACAAUUCCUCUUUGUAUUUUGCCAUCACUCAGGUUUGUAUUCUAAGAGACAAAGUCGUUUUAAAAUAAAAUAAAUAAAUCUGAGAAAUCAUCCUUUGGAUCGUUUGAACGUUUGAUCGUUGGAUUGUUUUUUUUUUUUAAUUAUUUAUUUCUUCUUCUGAAUACAGUAAACUGUGUAAUUAUUAUAUACGUAUGUAUUCCUCAUAAAGCCUUUUCAUUAAAUGUUUAAUUAAAAUUAA